This is a messenger RNA of Macrobrachium nipponense, 456 nucleotides long. RefSeq lists its product as uncharacterized. NCBI's taxonomy places the organism in Eukaryota, Metazoa, Arthropoda, Malacostraca, Decapoda, Palaemonidae. The transcript has a single exon. Bases 1 to 456 code for a protein of 151 amino acids. The record is from RefSeq and is a predicted model, not a curated record.
AUGGAUGUCAUAGUUUCCAGUCGUGGCAAAAACAAAAUAGCUUAUAAAGGUUAUAUUUAUAGAAAGGAUAAAGCUACUCAAACGACAAUUGCAUGGCGUUGUGAAGUGAAAGGUUGCAAAAGACGAUCGAGUACUACACUGGAAUACGAAAGUGAUGGAAAUUACACCGAGAAAGGCGAACACUCGCAUGCACCUGAAACUGUUAAAGUUGGCGAAGAAAUGGUUAAAGAAAAAGUCCUCAAAGCUGCUGAAACAACACAUGAUCCACCAAGACGCAGACUUCAAGAUGCUAUUGCUGGUCUACCAGAUGAACUUGCUGCAAAGAUUGGAUCUGGAGCGAGAUUGAAAAGUAGCAUAUCUAGGAGGCGAAGUUAUGGGAAACUACCCUCCACCCCCUAUGUCAGCUGCAUCCAUUGUUAUCCCGGAAUCCUUGCGAUCUACUUUCACAGACGAUAA